This is a messenger RNA of Chanos chanos (milkfish), 3154 nucleotides long. It is a transcript of the gene tbk1, whose product is annotated as TANK-binding kinase 1. NCBI's taxonomy places the organism in Eukaryota, Metazoa, Chordata, Actinopteri, Gonorynchiformes, Chanidae. Gene Ontology annotation, cellular component: cytoplasm. The transcript has 21 exons. Gene Ontology annotation, molecular function: ATP binding; protein serine/threonine kinase activity. The coding region runs from base 41 to 2224 and encodes 727 amino acids. Gene Ontology annotation, biological process: peptidyl-serine phosphorylation. The record is from RefSeq and is a predicted model, not a curated record.
CGGAAUUGGUUUUGGUAGUUGAGGUGCUUUUCAGGCAAUCAUGCAGAGUACAGCAAACUACUUGUGGCUGAUCUCAGAUCUGCUGGGGCAGGGAGCGACAGCCAAUGUGUACCGCGGUAGACACAAGAAAACAGGUGACCUCUAUGCUGUCAAAGUGUUUAACAACUUGAGUUUUCUGCGACCUCUGGAUGUACAGAUGAGGGAGUUUGAGGUGCUGAAGAAGCUUAACCACAAGAACAUUGUCAAGCUCUUUGCUGUGGAGGAGGAGUCAAACACCCGUCAUAAAGUGCUGGUGAUGGAAUACUGCCCAUGUGGAAGCCUGUACACUGUGCUGGAGGAGCCCUCCAAUGCGUAUGGACUACCAGAGGAUGAGUUCCUCAUUGUUUUACAGGAUGUUGUGGCAGGGAUGAACCAUCUGAGGGAGUAUGGCAUUGUGCACCGAGACAUCAAGCCUGGGAACAUCAUGCGUGUAAUCGGAGAAGAUGGGCGCUCAGUCUACAAGCUGACAGACUUUGGCGCAGCACGUGAACUGGAGGAUGAUGAGCAGUUUGUGUCCCUCUAUGGCACAGAGGAGUAUCUGCACCCAGACAUGUAUGAACGGGCAGUUCUCAGGAAGGACCACCAAAAGAAGUACGGAGCUACUGUGGACCUGUGGAGCAUCGGGGUCACGUUCUAUCACGCCGCCACAGGAAGUUUACCUUUUAGACCCUAUGAAGGACCUCGAAGAAACAAAGAAGUCAUGUAUAAGAUCAUUACAGAGAAGCCCUCCGGUGCCAUCUCAGGGCAGCAGAAGUUUGAAAAUGGCAAAAUUGAAUGGAGUACAGAAAUGCCUGUGUCCUGUAGCCUCUCUAAAGGUUUGCAGAGUUUAUUGACUCCAGUGCUGGCGAACAUCUUGGAGGCUGACCAAGAGAAAUGCUGGGGUUUUGAUCAGUUCUUUGCAGAGACCAGUGACAUCCUGCAUCGCACAGUUGUUUACGUCUUCAGUCUACAGCAAGCCACCCUGCACCACGUCUAUAUUCAGACAUACAACACAGCCACGCACUUUCAGGAGCUGCUCUUUAGACGGACCAAUAUUAGCCCUCCCAACCAAGAGCUGCUGUAUGAGGGAAGACGCCUUGUUCUUGACCCCAACCGACAAGCCCAGACUUUUCCUCGCACAUCUCGAGACAACCCUAUCAUGCUCGUCAGCAGAGAGCUGGUCACCACCGUAGGACUGAUUUUUGAAGACCCGAGCCCCCCGAAAGUGCAGCCACGCUAUGACUUGGAUCUGGAUGCCAGCUAUGCUAAGACUUUUGCUGGUGAUGUGGGCCAUCUGUGGAAAACCUCUGAGUCUCUGCUUGUGUAUCAGGAGCUGGUGAGGAAAGGAGUACGGGGCCUGGUAGAACUGAUGAAGGAGGACUUCAAUGAGACAGUGCAUAAGAAGACAGAGGUAUUCCACAUGUGUAACUACUGCAAUCAGACUCUGGAGAAGACUGAACAGCUGUGUGAGGUACUGAUUCAAGCAAACAUGCUGCCGUCAGAGUAUGAAGAAAUAUCAGACCUGCGCAAAAAAGUAAUGCGACUCUCAUCAUCUCUUGGUGCCAUGGACCAGACAAUGCAAGAUAUCAAAAACAAGUUCCUCCCUGGUGGUUUGUUAACAGAUACAUGGACACAGCAAGUGGGCACACAUCCUGAGGACAGAAAUGUGGAGAAGAUCAAAGUUCUCCUGGAUGCCAUCACAGCCAUUUACCAGCAGUUUAAGAAGGACAAAGCAGAGCGACGUUUACCUUAUAAUGAGGAACAGAUCCACAAAUUUGAUAAGCAGAAACUGGUGUUCCAUGCCACCAAAGCUCGGACACUGUUCACAGAUGAGUGUGCUAUGAAGUACCGUCUGUUCAUCUCCAAGAGUGAAGAAUGGAUGAGGAAGGUGCAUCAUGUGAGGAAGCAACUGCUCUCCCUGACCAGCCAGUUCAUCAGCAUGGAGCCAGAAGUGACCAUGCUCAUGCAGCGGGUUUGUAAGAUUCAGGAGCAGUUGCCACAGAAAAUCCUGCCAAUGGCAUCAAGUGGCAUUAAGCCUCAAGCCUACCUCAGUCAGAGCACGCUGGUGGAGAUGACUCUUGGAAUGAAGAAAUUGAAAGAAGAGAUGGAGGGAGUAGUGAAGGAACUGGCAGAGAACAACCUUUUCCUUGAGAGAUUUGGCACUUUGACUGUCGAUGGCGCCCUGAGAAACGUGGAUAGACUCUGAGACGGCUCUACAUCAUGGCGACGACAGCGCUUCUGGAAAAGGUCUCCAGGACCUUGUCCUUAUAAUGGUGUAGGUGAAGAGGGUUGACCUUAAAGUCAGAUAUGUCAUAUUCCUGUACAUUUGUGUUGUAAAUAAUUAUUUGAGUUCUGGAGGACACUUUUAUUUCUUUUUUUUUUUUAUUUCUUGCCUGACCUUUCAGAUGCUCAUGUUUGUGAAACUUAAAAAAUAUAUUUGCUUCCUAGGGUUGUAUUUUCUUUUAAGCUUUUAAACUUUAUUUUAUGUGUACUAAAUGCUGUACGUCUCCAUAACUUUAAAAUGCACCUCAUCAGUCUCCCUUCUUUUAGUUAUUAUUAUUAAUCUGGCACUCACUGCCCAGGACACUGUUAAGAGUAGUGUGAGAACUGCAAAAUGAAGGUAAUUUACAGUAUAAAUGUUGAGUGACCCCAGUGGUCUCAUUAAUCCCGGAUUUUAAAUGCCCUGGUUUGCUCACUACUGAGUAUGGCUAUGUUAGUAUUUACCACUGUCAUGAAGAAUGAAUGCUAGUGAAGCUAAUGUUAAAUUGGAUUCGAUACAUAUUUCCUGCUGAGGUUCAUGUUCAUUCAUGGACGUCAGUGUAAAGCUGUGAUAUAUGAGGGCUUCACCCCAGGCUUUUCAUGACAGAACUUUGUUGAUUUAAAUAAAAUGGCAUUAUGAGUAUGGUUUAACAAAUACAUUGGAGCAGCUCUGCAACCCUAAAUCCUGAAAUGUACAUUAUCUAUAACCAUGUGUUUUCGUUGAAUCAAAGAAAAUUACAAUGCCAAACAGAGCUUGAAUCAAUAAAUGUCAAAUAUAUUAAAAUGGGGAAAUUUGGUGUUUUACUUUUCCUUAUACUGUAAGUGAAUUUUCAGAGAUCAUACCAAAUACCAAAUAAAUAAUGACAUAACAGACUUA